AUGUCUAACGAUCAAACAAGUGCUUCUCCUUCUCCCCCAGGCUGGACGUUGUAUGUUGAUGGAGCCUCUAAAAUUUCUGGCGCCGGGGCAGGAGUUCUGCUAAUCUCUCCACAACAAGUUACUCUCGAAUAUGGACUCCGAUUCAAAUUCCCUGCAACAAAUAAUAUGGCAGAAUAUGAAGCUCUUAUUGCCGGUCUGAGGCAGACAAUCAACUGUGAAGUGCAAAACCUGAUAAUCUACACUGAUUCACAAUUAAUCGCAUCACAGGUGGAGGGCGAGUUUAACAUCUACAACCCUCAACUGGCCCUAUAUUGUGAUGAAGUAAAAUUGCUCUUAGUCAGUAUAAACAAAUAUGAGAUCAUCCAUAUUCUACGAGAGCAAAACGCACGAGCAGAUGCCCUCUCCAAACUAGCUACCUCCACAACCGGUGACACUUUCAAAAGAAAGUAUAUUGAAGAAAUUCAUUUCCCGAACCUGACGAUAGCAGCACGACUUCGGAGGCAGGCAACAAACUUUACUAUUGUCAAUGGAGAAUUAUACAAACGAGCCUUCUCAGGACCCUAUCUCAAGUGCCUUCCUCCUUCAGAGUCAAAUUAUGCACUCCGAGAAGUACAUUCAGGCAUUUGUGGAGAACAUCUGGGUGGAAGAGCAUUAGCCCAAAAAAUCCAGAGACAAGGAUUUUACUGGCCAACGAUGAAGCAGGACGCACUAGAGCUUGUACAAAAAUGUAAUAGUUGCCAGGUACAUGCCAACCUCACCCACCUGCCUGCCAUAGAGAUCUCAACAUUACAGAGUCCCUGGCCUUUCGCCCAAUGGGGGAUUGACAUAUUAGGACCUUUUUCUAUAGCCACGGGACAGCGGAAGUUCAUCAUCUUGGCUGUGGACUAUUUUACAAAGUGGGUAGAAGCAGAACCUCUGGCAAAGAUCACUGAAACAAAUGCCAAACAAUUCCUAUGGAAGAACAUAAUAUGUCGCUUUGGCAUUCCAGCGAAAGUUAUCACCGAUAACGGAACACAGUUCACCGGAAGGGUCUUCACCACAUUUUGGAAAGAUCUUCACAUUCAACUAGUGCACACGGCUGUGGCUCAUCCUCAGACUAAUGGACAAAUAGAGGUCACUAAUUGA
Molecule: messenger RNA, 1125 nt
Organism: Dendrobium catenatum
Lineage: Eukaryota; Viridiplantae; Streptophyta; Magnoliopsida; Asparagales; Orchidaceae
Exons: 2
Coding region: 1-1125 (374 amino acids)
Biological process (GO): DNA integration
Molecular function (GO): nucleic acid binding; RNA-DNA hybrid ribonuclease activity
Source: RefSeq, a predicted model, not a curated record